GGUGGAUUAAGUUAGUUUUUGUUUUGCCAUCGUCUUCGUGUGAUGUGGAGCUGUUUUUUUCCUUCUGUGCGAUUUCAGCAGCUGGUCAUGUGAAUUUUCUAGUGUUAACCGAAGCGAAACCUCUCGUCCAUGAUGACUUCCGAUUGGGACAAAAUCAAGCGGCUCGCUUCCGACUUCCAGAAUGCUCAGCUGACGACCAGCUUCCAAAGGUUGUCAGAAUUGCGUCGAAGUGGUCAUGAGAAGGGCCUGCUGGAGGUGAUUUACACGAUCGAUGGCAAGGUGCGGGACGAGAUGUUUGUGCGGGGAGGCCGCAUUAAUCUGGUCGAUUUGGCCAAUGUUCAGUGAAGAGUUGGCGGAGCAAAGAUGAUUAUUGCGAACAAGAUUGUUUUUCCCUGGGUGGCGGAGGAUGUGCAGCUGCUGGAACACCACGAUGGACACGAAUGUGGCGGAGCUGCGAUGGGGUAAAGAAGGAGGAGGAAAAGGGAAGGACAUCCGAGUAGGAAAAUGAAUAAAAAUGCAAAGUGUUUAGAUAUACA
This is a messenger RNA of Culex pipiens pallens (northern house mosquito), 536 nucleotides long. RefSeq names its product E3 UFM1-protein ligase 1 homolog. Gene Ontology annotation, molecular function: UFM1 ligase activity. NCBI's taxonomy places the organism in Eukaryota, Metazoa, Arthropoda, Insecta, Diptera, Culicidae. The record is from RefSeq and is a predicted model, not a curated record. The coding region runs from base 130 to 345 and encodes 71 amino acids. Gene Ontology annotation, biological process: protein ufmylation. The transcript has 2 exons.